Sabethes cyaneus is the source of this 2836-nucleotide messenger RNA. It is a transcript of the gene ASPP, whose product is annotated as apoptosis-stimulating of p53 protein 2. The transcript is spliced from 9 exons. The record is from RefSeq and is a predicted model, not a curated record. Gene Ontology annotation, biological process: regulation of apoptotic process. Bases 112 to 2763 code for a protein of 883 amino acids. NCBI's taxonomy places the organism in Eukaryota, Metazoa, Arthropoda, Insecta, Diptera, Culicidae. Gene Ontology annotation, cellular component: nucleus. Gene Ontology annotation, molecular function: p53 binding.
UGUAAUGUGUUUAUAGGUAAAAUAGAACAGAUAAAUCGAUAUAAUUUAAUGAUUGAUACGUUCAAUAGUAUAUGAUGUAUCAAUAUAAACUGUAAUAUCAACGGAUUAUAUAUGGCACCUAUACGACUAAAUACAUCUGAAUUAAGAAUGAUGGCACUAAGACAGCAACAACAAAUCGAUACACAACAGCAGUUGUUAGCUGCCCGAGAACAAAGAUUGCGAUUUCUAAAAGCGCAAGAGGCAUGCGAAGUUGUUGCCGUAGCUGAAGGAGAACGCUUGCGUAGACUUCGCGAAAGGGUUGAGGCACAAGAAUCAAAACUUCGAAGAUUACGCGCUCUGCGGGGUCAAGUUGAUUUACAAAAAAACUACAAUGUAACAUUAGGGACUGACCUAGAUUCUAUAAGGGCGUUGUUCAGUGAAAAAGAAAAAGAAUUAACGCUUGCUGUUGCAAAAGUGGAGGCUUUAACCAGACAAUUGGAAGAUCUGAAGCGUGGUCAGCGGGGAACGAUAAAUCUGUUCUCUGGAACACCAAGCCAUUCUCUACAGAAUAACUCAGCUACUACUAUUGAGCUGGAAAAGUUGCGAAGAGAGCUUAUGUAUCGUAACCAACUGUCCUUACAACAAGAUGCAAGACUUAAUCUGCAACGGGAAGCGUUGCAGAAACGCCAAGCAGAACUUCAAUCCGUAGACCAACGUAUUUUAGAAUUACAAGGCAGGCUGCAUAAGAAGCGUAUAUCGAAUAUUAUAACACAGCAUCAAUCAUUAUCUUGUCAAACAACACUGAUGGAUAACAUGUGCACAAAUUAUGUCAGAUCAAUAUCAUCGAACUUCUAUCCACAACUAAGGAUGCCAAGGAAUAAUAUAGUCGCUGUCGAGCCAUUUUGUCACAUUCCACAGAAAACCGUUGCAUCAUGUAAUAGUGGAAACAAGAUUAAUAUAUUGAAUAAUGCAACACAAACUGAAAUGUGCCCUGUUUCUGCCAAUAUUUCCACUGAUACUAAUUUAGCAGCAGAAAGUGAUGAAAGUAAACUGGCUGCCAAACAAAAAAGGGAAGAAACUUUAAAAAAAAACAUACAACAUGAUUGUGACGAAUCCUUGAAUGCAUUUACAAAAGCUUCAAAAGCUGCUCAUCCUGUUUACAGUGAGAAUGAUGAUAAGAGAGCUGUAGACCGUGAAAUGAGUCACGGCGAAAAUGCUGAGGGUAAUGUACAUUAUAGUAAUCAUAAUAAUGAUACAGACAAUGGCAAUUUAAUUGCACGGCAAGCAGACACAAAUGAAUGCGACAAUGAUAAAGAUAUCAUUCAUACAUCUGCCACAGUUCACAGUACACCGUUAUCAUUUAUAAAUAAAUCUGUUGCUGUUCCAGUCACAGUAAUUAAUACAACAUCGUCUGCUGAAAAACAAAACCCACCAUCUAAACCAACAAUCAAAUCAUGUUGGGAUUUUUCACAUAAUCAAUAUCACAACAUUCCAUCUGGAAAUCUAGUGGUUCCCCCGCGAAAACCUAAUAAUAAGAUUCUCGAUAUGAGGGCAAACAAUACAUCAAUUCUCAAAAUCAAUAAAGUUAUGCCUCAAUCGCAACCAACGCUGAUGAAUUCUUCACAAACUGCAGAGAAACUUAAGCCUGCCUUACCGCCUAAACCAAGCAGAAAGAGCGCUCCUAGCAGCCUUUCUAAUGAUAUAGAAUCUUGCACCAAUGAUGGCAAUAAUUCUGAACUAAAUGAUUUAUUUAUUAACAAAUCAGUCAGCACAAACUGUCCAGAUUAUUUGCCGAUAAAGGCCAAACCACUGACUAUAAAAAAAUCGCCUAACUAUGAGCAACCAAAACUAAAGCAUUCAAAUCAUAAAGUGGUCGGUGCAACUAAUAACCGAACUGCUGAUACACAACCGUCAGAUGAUAUAAGGAGACCAUUAAUAAAUGAUUUUGAGAAGUAUGAUGACACUAUCAUGCAAUUUGACGAUAAUAGUAACAAAACCAAUGACGUUGAACCAACUAACAAUGAAAACAUUAUCGAACUUAGCGAUGACUUCUCUGAAAACUUUCAAGACAAAUGCGUCGAUGAAGUAUCACGACGUAAACGAGGAUUUUCAUCGGUGCUGAUCAAUAACAGUAAAAUUAAAAUGGCACGGCGCGUCAGUUUUGAUCCAUUAGCGCUACUAUUAGAUGCCAGUUUAGAGGGCGAGCUAGAAUUAGUACAGAAAACUGCUUUACAGGUACCUAACCCAAGUGCGGCAAAUGAUGAAGGUAUUACAGCGCUACACAAUGCCAUUUGUGCAGGACACUUUGAAAUCGUAAAGUUUUUAGUAAGCUUUGGAUGUGACGUUAAUGCCCAGGAUUCAGAUGGUUGGACUCCACUGCAUUGUGCUGCUAGUUGCAAUAACCUAGCGAUGGUUAAGUAUUUAGUAGAAUCUGGAGCUUGUAUAUUUGCCGCCACACUAUCUGACCAUGAAACGCCAGCAGAAAAGUGUGAAGAAGACGAAGAAGGGUUUGAUGGUUGCUCCGAGUAUUUAUAUAGUAUUCAGGAAAAAUUGGGAAUUUUGAAUAACGGUGAAGUUUUCGCUGUUUUCUCCUAUGAUGCGCAACAGUCCGAUGAAUUAAAUUUUUCAGUGAACGAUAAGUUGACAAUCAUACGUAAAGGCGACGAAUCAGAACGAGAAUGGUGGUGGGCGAAACAUUCAAAGGGCGCCGAAGGAUAUAUUCCCAGAAAUUUACUUGGGUUUUGCCCUCGGGUCUCAUCAGCUUACGAAAAGCAUCAUGAAUAGAUCUAGACUAAUAGUUCAAAUAUAUGUAAAAGUUAGGUGUUUAUAAUAAAUAUAAAUUUAUAAUAAAGCUUUA